Molecule: messenger RNA, 1457 nt
Organism: Pongo pygmaeus (Bornean orangutan)
Lineage: Eukaryota; Metazoa; Chordata; Mammalia; Primates; Hominidae
Gene: PPP1CA
Product: protein phosphatase 1 catalytic subunit alpha
Exons: 7
Coding region: 109-1101 (330 amino acids)
Cellular component (GO): cytoplasm; nucleus
Molecular function (GO): protein serine/threonine phosphatase activity
Source: RefSeq, a predicted model, not a curated record
GGGGGCGGACUGGGGCGGGCGGAAGGAGAGCCAGGCCGGAAGGAGGCUGCCGGAGGGCGGGAGGCAGGAGCGGGCCAGGAGCUGCUGGGCUGGAGCGGCGGCGCCGCCAUGUCCGACAGCGAGAAGCUCAACCUGGACUCGAUCAUCGGGCGCCUGCUGGAAGUGCAGGGCUCGCGGCCUGGCAAGAAUGUACAGCUGACAGAGAACGAGAUCCGCGGUCUGUGCUUGAAAUCCCGGGAGAUUUUCCUGAGCCAGCCCAUUCUUCUGGAGCUGGAGGCACCCCUCAAGAUCUGCGGUGACAUACACGGCCAGUACUACGACCUUCUGCGACUAUUUGAGUAUGGCGGUUUCCCUCCCGAGAGCAACUACCUCUUUCUGGGGGACUAUGUGGACAGGGGCAAGCAGUCCUUGGAGACCAUCUGCCUGCUGCUGGCGUAUAAGAUCAAGUACCCCGAGAACUUCUUCUUGCUCCGUGGGAACCACGAGUGUGCCAGCAUCAACCGCAUCUAUGGUUUCUACGAUGAGUGCAAGAGACGCUACAACAUCAAACUGUGGAAAACCUUCACUGACUGCUUCAACUGCCUGCCCAUCGCAGCCAUAGUGGACGAAAAGAUCUUCUGCUGCCACGGAGGCCUGUCCCCGGACCUGCAGUCUAUGGAGCAGAUUCGGCGGAUCAUGCGGCCCACAGAUGUGCCUGACCAGGGCCUGCUGUGUGACCUGCUGUGGUCUGACCCUGACAAGGACGUGCAGGGCUGGGGCGAGAACGACCGUGGCGUCUCUUUUACCUUUGGAGCCGAGGUGGUGGCCAAGUUCCUCCACAAGCACGACUUGGACCUCAUCUGCCGAGCACACCAGGUGGUAGAAGAUGGCUAUGAGUUCUUUGCCAAGCGGCAGCUGGUGACACUUUUCUCAGCUCCCAACUACUGUGGCGAGUUUGACAAUGCUGGCGCCAUGAUGAGCGUGGACGAGACCCUCAUGUGCUCCUUCCAGAUCCUCAAGCCCGCCGACAAGAACAAGGGGAAGUACGGGCAGUUCAGUGGCCUGAACCCUGGAGGCCGACCCAUCACCCCACCCCGCAAUUCCGCCAAAGCCAAGAAAUAGCCCCCGCGUACCGCCCUGUGCCCCAGAUGAUGGAUUGAUUGUACAGAAAUCAUGCUGCCAUGCUGGGGGGGGGUCACCCCGGCCCCUCAGGCCCACCUGUCACGGGGAACAUGGAGCCUUGGUGUAUUUUUCUUUUUUUUUUUUUUUUAAUGAAUCAAUAGCAGCGUCCAGUCCCCCAGGGCUGCUUCCUGCCUGCACCUGCGGUGACUGUGAGCAGGAUCCUGGGGCUGAGGCUGCAGCUCAGGGCAACGGCAGGCCAGGUCGUGGGUCUCCAGCCGUGCUUGGCCUCAGGGCUGGCAGCCGGAUCCUGGGGCAACCCAUCUGGUCUCUUGAAUAAAGGUCAAAGCUGGAUUCUC